GCCCGGGGCGGGCGCUGCGGGGUCGUCGGGGCGCCUGGGGCCUCGGGCCUGGCUCUGAGCGGACCCCCUGCUCUCCUUCCUGCUCCGGGCCGGCCUGGAGCCCUUUUUCUCACUCUAAGAGGGCAGGCGGGAGUCCCCGGGAGGAGCGACCGCUCCCGGCCCGGAUCGGGGGUCGUCCGAUUCCUCCGAUGGGACCAGGGGAGUCGGGGAGCACCUGGCAAGGUCUUGGGGCGCUCCCCCGGACUCCCUGACCGUUAACCUUCUCCCUCAAAAAGUGGUCAGCGUUGACCGAGACAAAAGAAACGGCCUAACACUAUUUGGGUUUGUUUUGUUUUGUUUGGGGGGGCGGGCAGGACGGGGUGCUCUUGCCGGGGGGCGCGGCUCUGGCAGGGAGGCAGCCCACCCGACCGGUUUCGUAAUCUAGCCAGGUUUUGCUCUCGCGGGCCGGGCGGCCGAACUCAGCUGGAUCUCCUUGACCAGUGUGAAAUGCAUUUGGAAGGUCUGAUCGAGUGUGAUUUAGACAUUUUCCAAGCCCUUACCCAGCACCAGGACCAUCUGUUUCCUUUCUUCUCUUCCUUUCCUGGACGCUUUUCGUCUAUCCUGCAGUUGUACCCCGUUUUGAGGAUUUCAGACACCAGCAUAGGGGGACAGCACUCAAAUCGAACACUACUAAAAGAGAAGUAACUCAUAAGAAUGUGUCUUCCUGCUGAUUCAGUGAUAAGGGGUCGCGUUGCUUUACUUCGGUUGUUUUAUUUUAGGCUGGCAGAAUUGCCCAAAUCGAAAAAGGCACCCUGAAGUUCAUAACAAGUGCAGUUUUGCUAGACGUGCUACUUGGCUAGUUUUAAAAAUGUCAUUCUCUUUCUGUGUUCAGGUUUUGGGUGACAUAGCACAUUCAGAUCUACAUAACUUUAAGGGGGGAAAACACAGUUUGCAAUAGAACAGUUUUUAUGGCCAGAUAAACAUAAAAUGGAUCUUUAAAACUCAGUAAUGGAAAACUUUUGUAUAGUUCUUAAGCACUGUGUGGGAAAUGUUUGAGUCAUUUUAGAUCUGCUACAGGUUCUUGAGAAAAGGAAUGUAUCAAAUCAGGCAAGACAGGGUUUUUCAUGAAUGAAGAGCAGUAUUGCUCUUGAGGGAGAUGAUAGCCUUAGACUCAAAGGCAAUUUUUAAUUUUUCUUUCUUGCUUAUACACCAGCUACAGCACCUUACUUUUAGAAUUCAAUUAAAAUUUAUAAAAAACAGUGAUAUUUACAUUUUAUAUUAUUCCUUAACUUAAAAUAUCAAGAAUCAUUUACUUUUUUGACACUGAAUACAGCUUCAUACUGAGAUAAUUGGGGAUAAGAAUUUAUUACAUCAUUUAUAUUCUAUACUAAUUCAGGCUGAUAUUUACAGAAAUAAGCACUUAGAAAAAGAAAGAUGGCUGUCAGUGCUCUCACAGUAAAGACUCAUUUUUGUCCUGAGGCCUGUGUUUUCUGUCUGCAUUAUCUUCUUAUAAUUGUGUAUGUUAGCAUCUCCCAAAUUAUCCGUGUAAAUUGUCUGACUCUGUCUCUGUAAUAUCCAGCUUGUCUGCUUUGCUGAGGUUAGAAAAAGAGUGGAUUAUAUUCACCUGCCCCUGGGAGUUAAUGCACUGCAUUUAGAAAAGUAGUGUUUUUAUUUACUUAGCAUUAAUGUUUUCAAUUGUGAUACUUACUAGUUUACCUUGAUAGGCAGUUAAAUGUGAUGAAAAAUUUUUGGUGUACUUUUUUUUCUUUUCCCUUUAACCAUUGUCUUGGAAAUGAACCCAUAUGUAAUGCUGAAUAAGCCAUCUUUGUGUUAUUUGAAGAAUAUCUUUUUUUUUCCCUAGCCCAAGAUUGGUUUCCAUUUAUUCACUUCUGUUUAUUUGCUUGACUUUUUUUCUAUGGCCUAGUCUUACCAUUCCUCAAUGGCCUAGUCUUACCAUUCCUCAGUUCAUUUCAUUAGCUUUUCUCUAUCCUCCUUUUAAUUUGUUUGCCCAAUUAGUAUUUUCUGAUAUAGCAUUGCAAUUAUGAUUAUCAGGGUUCUACAGAGAAGGGAGAUAAUCCUGCAGACAGAUGCUGACAUGACCUUUUUUCAAUUGUGUCACUGUAUGAAUCUCUAUAAUGUUUUCUCAACCAUUUUGGUAUUAUUUUCUAGGUUUUUUGAUUCAAUUGGAUCCACCUUCAAAUGUGUUUUUUAGGGUCAAUCAGAUACACAUUCAUUUAAAUAGGGUUUAGGUGUAGAGUUUUCCUUAUUGUGUAAUUAAUGGUUUCUUCUCACUUCCUGUUAACUACUUAAAAGGAUGAAAUACAACUAAGAUAUUUUCAAAGAUCAGUACUUGAAGAUGUGUUAUUAAUCUGAUAGGCUACAUUUUGAGUUUAGGAGAGAAAUUCACACCCUGAAUGAAAACAAAAACUGUAAUGUAACUCUUGCCUCCUUUUUCAGAAAUGACAGCUUUCCUUCAGGAUAGAAAUGAUUGGCUAGUAAGAGUCAGGAAAUUAGCUAGUUGCCACAAGUCUGAAAUCAGGCCUCUCGUGUAGUUAGUUCUGAGGUGGAUCAUUUUAGCCCAGCUUCUCCAAAGGAUAAAUAAAACACCUUCCAUUAGUACAACUCAGUAUUUGUUGAGGGCCUUAGUCUGGGUAAGGUAGUCUGCCAGGGACUAAUAUCUUGUAAUUCUAGUCAGUUCCAUCCUUGAAGGCAGAUUUAUUCCAGGAGGAUAAAAGGGCAAUGUCAGGAAAAAAUGUUUUAUCUGUCUUAACUAGUUAAUUCAAGCUUGCACCUUCUCUUCCUUUACAAGAAGAUUUUGUUUACCACUGGAAGGCAAUUACCCAUUACUAUAUAGAGACUUCAGAUGAUAAAGCCCCGGUGACAGAUACAAAUAUUCCAUCUCAUCUGGAACAGAUGUUAGUUAUCUUAGUACAAGAAGAAAAUGAACGGGAAUUUGGAGAGACGGGGCCAUGUAUGGAAUAUUUACUUCAUCACAAGAUCUUGGAAACAUUAUAUACCUUAGGGAAAGCUGAUUGUCCUCCAGGAAUGAAACAGCAAGUCUUGGUGUUCUAUACCAAACUUCUGGGGAAAAUCCGGCAGCCGCUACUCCCACAUAUUAACGUGCACAGGCCCGUGCAGAAGUUGAUUCGACUGUGUGGGGAAGUCCUUGCAACGCCAACAGAAAAUGAAGAAAUUCAGUUUCUCUGCAUUGUGUGUGCAAAGCUGAAACAAGAUCCCUAUUUGGUUAAUUUUUUCCUGGAGAACAAGUUUAAAUCAUUGGCUUCCCAAGGAGGCCCAAAUGCAAUUUCAGAAGAUGUAUUAAAAGGUCAAGAUUCCUUGUCAACAGAUACAGGCCAGUCCUGUCAGCCAGAGGAACCAUCGGCUGCUUCUGGAACGGAGCACACAGACUUAGAAGAUGAGCCUUCUCAUCAGACGGGUGCCCUGUCCACGAGCUUGGAAAAUCUCAGCACCACUGCACUGCCAGAGGCCACAGUUGUUCGUCCAAACCAGGAUUACAACCUAGUGAAUUCUUUGUUAAAUCUUACUAGAAGUCCUGAUGGCCGAAUAGCCGUGAAAGCCUGCGAGGGCUUGAUGCUCCUAGUGAGCCUGCCGGAGCCAGCCGCCGCCAAGUGCCUCACGCAGAGCACGUGCUUGUGCGAACUGCUCACUGACAGGCUCGCCUCCCUGUACAAGGCCCUGCCUCAGUCAGUGGACCCCUUAGAUAUUGAAACAGUGGAAGCAGUUAACUGGGGCUUGGACUCGUAUAGUCAUAAAGAAGAUGCUUCAGCAUUUCCCGGAAAAAGAGCCUUAAUUUCAUUUCUCUCCUGGUUUGAUUAUUGUGAUCAACUCAUAAAGGAAGCACAAAAGACUGCUGCUGUUGCUCUUGCCAAAGCUGUUCAUGAAAGAUUUUUUAUUGGUGUUAUGGAACCUCAGCUAAUGCAAACUUCUGAGAUGGGUAUUCUGACAUCAACUGCUCUGCUCCAUCGCAUUGUUCGGCAAGUAACCUCCGACAUUUUGCUUCAAGAAAUGGUGUUUUUUAUCCUUGGAGAACAGAGGGAACCAGAAACUCUGGCAGAAAUUAGCAGACAUCCUUUAAGACAUAGGUUAAUUGAACACUGUGAUCACAUAUCUGAUGAGAUCAGCAUAAUGACAUUAAGAAUGUUCGAACAUCUUUUACAAAAACCCAAUGAGCACAUUCUUUACAACUUGGUCCUAAGAAAUCUUGAAGAAAGAAACUAUACAGAAUAUAAACCUGUGUGCCCAGAAGAUAAAGAUGUAGUGGAGAAUGGUUUAAUAGCAGGAGCAGUAGAUCUGGAAGAAGAUCCCUUAUUUACUGACAUUUCACCAGAUAACACUUUGUCAAAUCAAGAGUGGCUUAGUUCCUCACCUCCUGCUACUCCAGACCACCCCAAAACCGAUGGGAAAACUGAAGUCCACAAAAUUGUAAAUAGUUUCCUCUGUCUGGUCCCAGAUGAAGCAAAAUCAUCCUACCACGUGGAGGGCACUGGAUAUGACACCUACCUCCGAGACGCUCACAGGCAGUUCCGGGACUACUGUGCUAUCUGCUUAAGAUGGGAGUGGCCUGGCUCUCCAAAAGCAUUGGAAAGGUGCAAUUUAGAAGCAGCUUUUUUUGAAGGUCAUUUUCUGAAAGUCUUAUUUGACAGGAUGGGAAGAAUUCUUGAUCAGCCAUAUGAUGUCAACUUACAAGUAACAUCGGUGUUAUCUAGACUUUCUCUCUUCCCUCAUCCACACAUACAUGAGUACCUCUUGGACCCUUAUGUGAACCUUGCGUCUGGCUGUAGAUCUCUAUUCUCUGUAAUCGUCAGGGUUGUUGGAGACCUCAUGGUUCGAAUCCAGCGUAUUCAAGACUUUACUCCCAAGCUUCUACUAGUCAGAAAGCGAUUACUUGGUCUGGAGCCUGAAGGACCUGUGAUUGACCACAUCACCUUGUUGGAGGGUGUGAUUGUGCUGGAAGAGUUCUGUAAGGAGCUGGCAGCCAUUGCCUUUGUGAAAUACCACGCAGCCUCCACACCCUAAACAGCAUCUUUCAAGUAACCAAGGGAACAGAACUAUCAUGUACAUUUCAUCAAAAAAGCCUCAGUUCCACCCAGCCACGUGACAAUAAAAAGCCUUUUUAAAUGAAGCAUUGCUGUAAACUGGACAGAACCAUUCAGAACCCACUGAGUGGACGCUCUCAGUACAGUGUUGUGUGAUGUUGUUUUCACUGGCUUUAUCAUAAUGGUUCUGUAUAUAAAGUUGCACGUCCUUGAAUCCAGGAUACAAUCAAAGGAACUUCAGGAAAUAAGCAUUUCUAAUGCCUGUGUGAAAAGCUGCAAAAUUUCUGAUGUCAUGACUUUGAUGAUAUUUCUGUUAAUCCAAUAUCCUUUUAGGUAGCAAGGCCUUUUGACAUUCUUUGGGACUCAAGUGCUUACAUUCUUUUGGAUUAACAAGUAGCAAAAAAUAAAAAACCAAAACCCUAAUUUUAUAACUUUUUAAGGUCAGAAUUCUUAUCAAACAAAAUAUUUAAAAGAACUGCAAAUGAGAAAAAAAAAUACAAUUUAGAAACUAUCAAAUGAAUUAAUAAUAGAAGAUAAAAAUGUGUAGAACACCAUUAACUUUCUUCAGCUUUUCUAAGAAUAACAGUUUAAUAUGGUAAAUUCUUGAUUAAUAUAUAUAUAUAUUUUUAAAGAAACGUUCUUUUACUCUUUUGUGCACAUAGCCAGGUUAGUGAUUGAUUUUCAUGUAUGGGUCCCAGUUAAUUUAAACUUUGUCAUUUUUGCAACAACAUUGAAUUUGUGCUCACCAUUGGUAUUGUUUACUAAAAUAGUAUUUUUUAAGCUGAUUAACAUGUAUUGGGUUGAGACCCUUUUCUUUUUUUCUAUCUCUGCGUCCCUCUCUGAAACUUGCUUUAUAAUUUGAUUUUCAUAUUGAAACGCAUUGUAGUAUAGGUGGCAGCAAUCAAAAUGCCAAUGGCGUCCUGAAUGUUUACAGUUUUUUUUCUCAGUCUUUUGUUUUAAGUCAUUCUAAAGAGAUUUAAAAGCAAACCAACCAAUCUGUCCUGUUUACAUAUGAAAGAACUUGGGUAAAGUGGUAUCUGUGUGGGCACGGGUGCAGGAAGGAGUGGUGUGCUCAGCACGCGUGUCCUUGGCUUACACAGUGGGGUUUGCUGAUCCACUUUCUAUGCUUCCUUUUAAGUGACGCUUAUCACUCAAAUAUGCUUUUGAGCUUUCUUGGGUUUUUGUUUUGUUUUUUUGGUUGAUGUGUUAAGCAGCAGCACUUUGCUCCUUGCCUUCCCAUGUACUGGCGUUUGUGGGAGCAGCAGUCUAGCGAGCCUUCCAGCCUGAAAGGGACCGAACUGCCCCUUGAGAACUUGUUUAGCGUAUGUGCAUCUCUACAUCCUACAGCGUGUGCGUAGAAGCAUAUUUUACACCUACUGCUAAUUUUGUUGUUUGUUUUCCGAUUUAUUUUGUAGUUAGUUUUUGCUAUUUAUUAAGAACAAAAUGUCAAAAAAAUUAUGACUAUUCUUGGCUUACUUACCACUGUUAAAAAUGACAAAAAAGCUAAAUUUCUAAAUUCAAUGCAAAUCUUUUUUAGCUCACUCUAGGAGAUUUAUUAAGCGAAACAAUGAAGAAAUAAGCGGGAGAUAGUUACUUUGUGCACGUUUUUCUUUAAAUGAUUUUUAACUGUGGGAAGGCAUAUUAUUCUUUUUGCUGUAUUUAUUGAUGUAAGGAACACUGCAACAUCUUUAUUUUAGAUGUAAUUGUAGUCUACUUUGAUGUAGGUGUAUUUAAAAUAGAACAUUAAGAGGUAUUAGAUAUUUCUUAAUGUUUUCAUAGAGUUCAAUAAGUGUAAUGGCAAUGUUACCUCGAAAGCCAAAUACUAUUUUAUCCUUGAUUUCACAAUGGGACCUUUUGGCUAAUCCAUGAAACCAAGCUCAGAAAAGCUUUAACUCCUAUUUGUGUGUGUGUGUGUGUGUAUGCUGCUUCUUAAAAGAUAAUUAUUUUCCUAAAUUAUUAUAAUGACUUUGAUUUGUAAUCAGCUAAUGCUUAAGGUAUAGUUUGCUUAUCUUUUAAGUUGGUUUCUGUCCUUCUUUUCUUUUUCUUAUUUAGUUCAGACCUAGAGCCAGCACAAGUUCUCAGAGUGAGUCUGUUUUGUCAGUGAAACAUUUUGCUACGUGACUAGCCAUAUUGAUACUUUCGGAAGUUGACUGUUUCUGUUCCUUAGCACGUGCAGAACAGUGACUGCCGCACACUGUGUUGGGUGGACAGUACCACCCUAGGGGUCGCUUGCCAUAACAAGUUCCAAACUGAACUUUAGUCUUGCUUCACAUUGGUGUAUGGGUAUAACUUUCUUUUUUAAACUUUCUCUCUUAACAGUAUAGUCUUUGGCUUUUUUCUUUCUUUUUUUUUUUUUAGUAAUGAGCCACAUUCUUGACUCGAUAGAACUCAAGAUUUGUCCUUAGCCGGCCAAUUAUCAUUGUAGUACUCACAUUCUAACUCUGUAAUGUUCUCAUAAUGUAUCUGUCUGUGCAAUAUAUAAGCUGUGAGUGAAUUCAUAGCUUUUUGGUUUAAUUGUACAUUAUUGUAUGUGUAUAUCUGUAUAUAUAUGUGUGUAUAUAUCUAUGAGGACCAAAAUCCUUAGCUUGCUUACACUGUUGCUAGUGUAAAGAUUAUUACACUUAAUUUUACGGGGCACAAAUUAUGGAAUUACUUCAUAAUUCAUGGUAACAUAUUUCCAUAAAUUAUUGCAUUAAUAUACAAUUACCAUUUAAUUAUGAAGUUUAUAAGUAUUGACAGAAGUUACAGUGAAUUGCUAAACCCACAAUUUAUAUGGUAAUUAUAUUUUGGAUUGUACAAUUAAUCAAAAUAUGCAUGUCAUCGUGACACUUGAUGUGUUAAAACAUGGUAGGUAAUCAUAUUUCUGGGCCCUGUAAAAUAGUGUUACUAUAAUAUCUGUUUUGCCUCCUGCCUUGUUUACAUUAAACAAAGGAUAUUUGGUAAAUUUUUCUAUUGAACAUUGUAUAGGUUACUGACAGUGUUAUGAUGGCCUGGAAUUCUAGGUCGGUCAUCUCUGAAGAAACUCUUCAGAUGGUGAUUGUGUACCUACUAUCUCUUCAGUGGAGGUUGUAAUCAAAUUUUUGUGCUAACAAUGCAUGCAGGACUAAGAGGGAUAAUUAAAAAUAAAUAAUGUAAUUUAAACAAAA
Molecule: messenger RNA, 8182 nt
Organism: Bubalus bubalis (water buffalo)
Lineage: Eukaryota; Metazoa; Chordata; Mammalia; Artiodactyla; Bovidae
Gene: FHIP2A
Product: FHF complex subunit HOOK interacting protein 2A
Exons: 17
Coding region: 2893-5016 (707 amino acids)
Source: RefSeq, a predicted model, not a curated record